CUUGCCACGUGUUUCUCUUGGUGCGUGAGAAUCUGCAGCGAUGAAGUUGAACAAGAGCGUGUCUUCUUCGCGGAGAAAGCAGCGAAAGCGCCACUUCAGUGCUCCCUCGAGCGUCCGGAGAGUGUUGAUGAGCGCUCCGCUCUCGAAGGAGCUGAGAGCCAAGCACAACGUCCGCUCCAUGCCCGUUAGAAAGGACGACGAAGUGUUGGUGACUAGGGGACACUACAAGGGCCAACCUGCGGCUAAAGUCACCGCUGUGUACAGAAAGAAGUGGGUGAUUCAUAUCGACAGAUUGCAGAGAGAAAAAGCCAACGGAGCCUCUGUGCCAGUUGGAAUCAACACUAGCAAGGUGCCUCCUCGUACAGGCCGUAUGCUUGUUUUACAAUUACCUUUUUAUUUUUUGACUAAGGUUGAAAUAACAAAGUUGAAGUUGGACAAAGAUCGGCGCAAGAUACUGGAGCGAAAGGCACGGCCCAAGCUGUUGGAAAAGGAGAAGGGAAUGGGAAAACACAAAGAGAAAGAUGUGCCCCAAGCAAUGGAGUCCUGAGAUGGACUUCGCAUAGUGUUAUGGUGUAUUUCUGUGUCCUCUGUAAAAAAAAUGACAGUUGCACUCUUUAGCGCCAUCGUAAUUACAUAAGCGCGCGGCAGGCGCACUCUCUCUCGGGAAAUGACCACACCUCCGCAUCCGCCGCGCAACACCGAACUCGGAUGUUGAGGUUUGUGACGGUGUUUCUCAGUUGCCAGUUCAAUCUUUACACUUGUGAGGCGGCAAAGACGGUGAAAGAACCAUGAGCAGGGCGAAAGCAGCAGGCAAGAAGCACCCGAAGAGGCGCGGCCAGAGGGCCACCUCUAACAUCUUCGCCAUGUUCGACCAGGCCCAGAUCCAGGAGUUCAAGGAGGCGUUCAACAUGAUAGACCAGAACAGAGAUGGUUUCAUCGACAAUGAGGACCUGAAGGACAUGCUUGCUUCGUUGGGCCAGGAACCCAACGAUACUGUGGUGGAUGGGAUGAUGUCGGAGGCCCCAGGCCCUCUCAACUUCACCAUGUUCCUUACUCUCUUCGGAGAAAAGCUAACGGGCACUGACCCCGAGGAUGUGAUCAGAAAUGCGUUUGCCUGCUUCGACGAGGAAGGAACGGGAAAGAUUCACGAAGAUCGUCUACGUGAGUUGUUGACCACCAUGGGUGACCGGUUUACUGAUGCCGAGGUGGACCAGAUGCUGCGUGGUGCUCCAGUGGACAGUGCUGGCAACUUUGACUAUGUGGCCUUCACGCGAAUCCUCAAACAUGGCACCAAGGACGAGUAGCAAAAAUGACUCCCCCAUACUCUCCUACCAAGAUAUAAUCAUUAGAGUAUCUUUUUGAGAAUUAUUUAGUUAUGUGUAGAGAGCACCUUUUGUUCAUCUGAAUUUGGAGUCAGUUUAAGUGUUGUACUGUGAUCAUUUCCAAUGUGAUUUCAGUCGCUGUGUAUAUAGUGUAACACAGCAAGACAAGGCAACUCCCAAUAAGUCCCCACCUAGUGUUUUCUUGUGACACAAAACCACAAUGACAUACAACAGCACGCAUUGCUAUAAAACAGAACAGUCACAAGAGAUAUGUUGGGAGGAGACGGGUGAGUGAGGAUCGCCAUAAUAAGACACACAGUCGAGGCUUGCUGCUAGAGGUCUGGAGAGA
This is a messenger RNA of Geodia barretti, 1671 nucleotides long. The record is from the annotation of a GenBank genome assembly. Lineage: Eukaryota; Metazoa; Porifera; Demospongiae; Tetractinellida; Geodiidae.